AUGCAAGCUCUACGACAAGAGCCUUCACGCUAUGUCUUCACUGUGCUGUUUGUGUUUCUUCAGAUUGUCAAUCGUGCUGACGGGCUGGGCGAGACAGUGACUUUGGGUAACACCAGAUCAACUCACGUACAAUCAGCUUUUACCGCACCACUUAACGUUGUAGAUCACUCGAUCAGGGUUUGCAGAAAGCCGCUUGCUGAUGGCAAGGUCAAGUGUCGAAGUGUAUCUUUCGGGAGCCUCCGCCUCAAGGCAAAGAGCGAGCCUGUGAGCAACGAGAUCGAUGAGUUGAAUCGCCGCAUCGAAGAAAAGCAGAACCAGCUCAGACGAGAAAGGGAGGAGGCGAGGAAGCGGAAGGAGGAGAGGAGAAUGGCGCAGCUUCAGAACUAUCUCGGCAAGCCGAACUCGGAUGUGCCGACGGGAGGGAAAAGGAUUAUUGCCCCGAAGGAACUUGAAAUUCUAGAUCGAUCGAGGGAGCUCUGGAGUUCACUGCCAUUUGCACUGCGUUCUUCCCUGGAGAUGCAAACUUUGCUGGGACAAGGAUCGUUUGGAAUGGUGCUCAAGGCGAGGGUGUUACGGGAAGCUGAUGGACGUGUCAAUGCACUCCCUGGGAUUUCAGACGAAGACGAAUUUGUGGCAGUCAAGCUGAUGAAGUCGAGGAAGGGCGAGGAGCCGAUUCUCAUGCGAGAAGGUCUUAUCUUGUCCCUGAUCGACAGCCCGCACGUUCCUCGGGCGAGUAUCCCUCUUGGCUUCGUUGGUCAUCUCAUGCAGUAUGUCGAUGGCGUCAGCCUGGACGAGCUGAUCGAGCAGGAAGGAGCUCUUGAGAGCACCGAGGCCAUUCGCGUAGCCCAGGACCUCAUACGGGCCUUGAACUCGAUUCACUCGGCAGGUUUCAUCUACCGUGACUUGAAGCCUCAGAAUGUCAUUCGGAGCGCACAGGGCGGGAAGACAGUCUAUCGCCUCAUCGACUUUGGGUCCGCGACAGGAGCACAAGGCUGUCUCUUUGGUAAAUGGACCAACACCAACGAUGAGUCGGGGGUUUGCACCCUUGAGACGUACGGAGAGGACACAAUGAGAAAGAUCAAGAGUGUCUUCGAAUCCAUGGAUCGUAGGAAGGUCGGAGUCAUCUCCAGCGGUGACGUGGCCCAGUGCUUCCGGGCUGUCGGCGUGCGCCCGUCGGAGGAACAGAUUCUUCGGAUGAUUGCGAAAUAUGACGUGAACGGGGAUCGUCUGAUCUCGCUGGAAGAGUUUUAUGACAUGUUUGGCGAGCUUGUCGCAGAGCAAGACUCAGCGUUUCCGGCCGGCACGUACGCUUACAUGUCGCCCGAGCAGCUUCUGUGCGAUUCAAGCUCUCGGUCUGUCUCUACGGACUUCUACUCCCUCGGCGUUCUCAUGUACAAGGUGCUCACGGGGAAGCUUCCCUAUAGCGUCGACAAGGACCUGACAUGGAAACCUGGGGCUGCGGGAGACUUCAACAAUGAGCGAGGGAUGUGGGAGAAGCUGAUGAGGGGGGCGGCCGGGGCAGAGCCCCCAACUCCUAGCAAGGAGAACCCAAAUGUUCCAGCUCGCCUAUGCCAGGAGCGAUACUCGUGCCUGUCAGACAUGAGCAAGGAACUCAAAGCAAUCGAGUCGGUCACACGAAGUGAAGAGAAGUCUAACGCUUGA
Messenger RNA from Guillardia theta CCMP2712, 1662 nucleotides. RefSeq lists its product as hypothetical. The transcript has 13 exons. NCBI's taxonomy places the organism in Eukaryota, Cryptophyceae, Pyrenomonadales, Geminigeraceae. Bases 1 to 1662 code for a protein of 553 amino acids. The record is from RefSeq and is a predicted model, not a curated record. Gene Ontology annotation, biological process: protein phosphorylation. Gene Ontology annotation, molecular function: calcium ion binding; ATP binding; protein kinase activity.